Molecule: messenger RNA, 1835 nt
Organism: Acipenser ruthenus (sterlet)
Lineage: Eukaryota; Metazoa; Chordata; Actinopteri; Acipenseriformes; Acipenseridae
Gene: slc25a27
Product: solute carrier family 25 member 27
Exons: 9
Coding region: 393-1358 (321 amino acids)
Biological process (GO): mitochondrial transport; response to cold
Cellular component (GO): mitochondrial membrane
Source: RefSeq, a predicted model, not a curated record
UGAGGUACCCUCGAUGAGCUACGCUGGAUAAACCUGCAUCACACAGCUAUACCAUCUCGACCUCCCUCCAAACAACAAUUUCGCAAAGCACCAUGGAAAAUGUAGUUUAUUUGAAUACCCACUCUCAUUUUCCAAAAAUUAGAGCAGUGCAACGAUCGAACUACAUCGUCAAUCAUUCAUCUGUGUGCUGAUCAUGAACAGAAGUCCAUGCAAGCAAAGGUCGCUGUGCAGUUAAGCAGUGGGACAGCACGUUACUAUUCAGAAACACACGACUGAACCGACUUUAACAUUAUUCUUUUUUUAUUUAAACAUGCUCGACUACUACUAGUACUGUGUGAAAAAAAAAUCGUAUUUGUUAAUGAUACAGUGACUCAAUACGUUGGACUUCGUGAAUGGUGCUAUCCGAAGAAAAUGAAUCGCCAAUUCCCGAGAAAUGGCCCCGGGUGACAAAGUUUGUUUUGUCUGCUUGUGCAGCAGCUGUAGCUGAGAUAGUAACUUUUCCUCUGGACUUGACAAAGACCAGGCUGCAGAUCCAAGGUGAAGCUGCCCUUAGUGGCCAUGGAGACGGAGGCAGCAGGAGAAGAUCAUACAGGGGAAUGAUCCGCACAGCAGCAGGGAUAGUUCAGGAAGAAGGACCGUUGAAACUGUGGCAGGGUGUCACACCUGCCAUCUACAGACACAUAGUGUAUUCAGGGGUGAGGAUGUUAUCUUAUGAACAACUGCGGGAGUCCAGAUUGGGCAGAAAUGAAGAUGGCAGUUUUCCUUUGUGGAAAUCAGGACUUGGUGCUAUGGUAGCUGGGGCCAUUGGCCAGUUUGUUGCCAGUCCAACAGAUCUGGUAAAGGUCCAGAUGCAGAUGGAAGGGAGGAGGAGAGUUGAAGGCAAACCCCCCAGAGUACAAGGAGCAUAUCACGCUUUUGUGAAAAUCAUUUCUGAAGGAGGAGUCCGUGGCCUGUGGGCAGGCUGGGUGCCAAAUGUACAGAGGGCUGCCUUGGUCAAUUUAGGAGAUCUGGCUACAUAUGACUCAGUGAAGCGCAUUUUACUACAAAACACAGCAUUGCAAGACAACAUUAAAUGCCAUGGGUUGUCAAGCAUAUGCUCAGGCCUCGUUGCUGCUACUAUGGGAACCCCAGCAGAUGUAAUAAAAACAAGAAUCAUGAACCAGCCAAGAGACGCAUAUGGAAGAGGUUUACUGUACAAGUCCUCCCUUGACUGCCUCGUUCAGUCAGUAAGAGGUGAAGGAUUCUGGUCUUUGUAUAAAGGUUUUCUGCCUACCUGGAUGAGGAUGGCACCUUGGUCCAUGACAUUUUGGCUCACAUUUGAACAAAUUAGAAGAAUAUCAGGCAUCAGCCCGUUCUAGUGCCUGAGAAGGUAUAGGGAAGAUAUAGGAGGCUGUGUGGUUCAGUGGUUAAAGAAAAGGGCUUGUAACCAGGAGGUCCCUGGUUCAAAUCCCACCUCAGCCACUGACUCAUUGUGUGACCCUGAGAAAGUCACUUAACCUCCUUGUGCUCUGUCUUUCGGGUGAGACGUAGUUGUAAGUUGCAGCUGAUGCAUAGUUCACACACCCUAGUCUCUGUAAGUCGCCUUGGAUAAAGGCGUCUGCUAAAUAAACAAAAAAAAAAAAAAAAAAAGAUAAAUAAUAUAACAGCUAUGGACCCACUGUGGUUUAUAUCAUCUAUACCUCAAGUGUUUCUACUGGUUACUGUUAAACUUACUUUGAAAAGUUAAGUUAACAAGAUGUUCAUUUUACUAUUUUCAUGUAAUAAUUACAGUUGCAAACGUUGUAAAACCUUACAUGAUGAUUGUAUUUUAAAUAAAUUUAAUGUUUCUUCCCAUC